GUCAUCUGUCGAUUGUCAAACAGAUUUACGCGAGGAUUUUCUUAUUUUUUAUGCAAAUUGGUGUGUUUUGAACAAUAACAAAAUGGUGCUUAUAGCAGCUACAGUAUGCACAAAAUCAGGGAAAGCCCUAGUCUCGCGACAGUUUGUGGAAAUGACGAAGGCGCGUAUAGAGGGGCUGCUGGCAGCCUUCCCCAAGCUCAUGACUGGAGGUCGUCAACACACCUUCGUGGAGACUGAAUCAGUCAGAUAUGUGUACCAGCCACUAGACAAGCUGUACAUGCUCCUCAUCACCACUAAGGCCAGCAACAUUCUUGAGGAUCUGGAGACACUCCGUCUCUUCAGCCGAGUGGUGCCUGAAUACUGCACCCAGCUAACUGAAACGGAGGUGCUGAACCAGGCCUUCAACCUGCUGUUUGCCUUCGAUGAGAUUGUGGCUCUCGGAUACAGGGAGAGUGUCAACUUGGCACAGGUUCGUUCCUUUGUCGAGAUGGACUCUCAUGAAGAAAAGAUUUACCAAGCUGUUAGACAGACUCAAGAGCGAGAGGCGGCCAACCGCAUGCGAGAGAGAGCUAAGGAGCUGCAGAGAGAACGUCUCGAAGCCGCCAAGAGGGGUGGCGCGCCGCGCAGCACCAUGGCUUUCGGCAGCAGCGGUGGUUUUGGCAACCAGUCCAUGUCUUCAGCAGCGGGUGUUGAACCCAUCGCGGAGAAGAUCCCCACCACACCUGCUAGGGACACUCGGCCGGCGACCCGUUCAGCGAUGAAGCUCGGCUCCCGCGGCACAGACGCGGAGUCCUUCGUGUCCAAACUCCGCAGCGAGGGCGACGUGGCGGCCGCAGUUGCCCCCACUACCCAGCCAGACGUCAAGCCUGGGGCUAUACCGGCGCCCGACCAGAAGGAUGUUCACCUGCGAUUUGAAGAAAGGUUGAAUCUGGUGGCGGGACGCGACGGUGACAUACAGAAUUUCGAGCUCUCUGGUCUCCUGACACUGCGCAUCAGCAACGAGCAAUUCGGCCGAAUACACGUGCAUGUCGACAACAAGGACACCAGGCCAUUGCAGCUGCAGACUCACCCCAACGUUGACAAAGAGGCAUUCCGCUCCAGCGGAGUGAUUGGCUUGAAGCAGGCACAGCGGCCGUUCCCGCUCCACUCUGACGUCGGCGUACUCAAGUGGCGUCUCGCGACUGCUGACGACAAACUCGCUCCUAUCUCAGUGAACUGCUGGCCGUCAGAGGGCGCCAACGGCGGCUGCGACGUGAACAUCGAAUACGAGCUCGAGCAGGACCAUCUGACCCUACAAGACGUCACCAUCAACAUUCCUCUGCCAACCGGCAACAGUUCAGUAGUAGUCCACCAAUGGGAGGGCAGCUACGCUCAGAAAGGCCGCAACCUAAUCUGGAGCAUUCCUCUCAUCGACAGGCAACAUAAGUCUGGCAGUCUUGAGUUCACGGUAACCCCAGCGAUCCCCAACGAUUUCUUCCCGCUGACCGUAUCUUGGAGCUCCGAUACCACCCUGGCCCUUCUAAGCGCCACUCACGUCUCCCAAGCGGCCGACGGUUCGCCCGUCGACUAUUCGCAAGAGAUCAGUUUCCAUCCGGACAAGUACGAGAUCGUCUAGGUGCGUUUUUUAGACCGAAUUGCAUUCUCGCAAACUCAUAAUAGCCAUAAGAUUUUUAUGAAAUGAUUUCUUCUCGCUGACUGUAAUAGAGUUUUAACACUAGCCUGACACUCUUGAGUGCCACUCGCGUGUCCCAAAGCGGCAGACGGUUCGCCCAUCGACUAUUCACAAGAGAUCAGUUACCAUCCGGACAAGUAUGAGAUCGUCUAGGUGCGUUUUUUAGACCGAAUUGCAUUCUUGCAAACUCAUAAUAGCCACUAGGUGUAUAUGAAUUUAUUUCUUUCCACUGACUGUAAUUUAGAGUCCUAAGACUCCUCUGGCCAUCCUGAGUGCUACUCGCAUCUCCGCCGACGGUUCGCCCGUUAACCAUUCGCAGAUCAGUUUUCAUCCGGACAAGUACGAAAUCGUCUAGGUGCGUUUUUUAAACCGAACGGCAGUCUUACGAACUCGUGGUAGCCAUGGGAUAUGCGUAUAAAUGAGGUUUUUUUUCUUACUUACUGCUUACGUGUAUGUCAAGUCGUGGUGAUUCUUAUGAAACACAUCGAAGUUGGUGUAAUCUGACGUAUUGUCCAUGGGUAUUAUGAGUUUGCCUGUGUAAUUAAAAUUUGGAUAGAAAAUAUUACACAUUUAAGUUUAAAUUGUAUAUUCAUUUUAUUGUAGUUGAA
This is a messenger RNA of Leguminivora glycinivorella, 2280 nucleotides long. RefSeq names its product coatomer subunit delta (gene deltaCOP). Gene Ontology annotation, biological process: retrograde vesicle-mediated transport, Golgi to endoplasmic reticulum; endoplasmic reticulum to Golgi vesicle-mediated transport; Golgi localization. The record is from RefSeq and is a predicted model, not a curated record. NCBI's taxonomy places the organism in Eukaryota, Metazoa, Arthropoda, Insecta, Lepidoptera, Tortricidae. Gene Ontology annotation, cellular component: COPI vesicle coat; cytosol. The transcript has 15 exons. The coding region runs from base 83 to 1615 and encodes 510 amino acids.